GCACGCUCAGUGCGUAAGAUCCGGGCCCGAGGAAGGAUGAAUGUUAAUUUCAAAGAUGGCAGCGGAGGGAGGAGGGAAGGAGAUGAACGAAAUUAAAACUCAGUUCACCACACGGGAAGGUGUCUAUAAACUCCUCACUCACUCCGAAUACAGCCGACCCAACAGAGUGCCUUUCAAUUCCCAAGGCUCGAACCCCGUCAAAGUCUCCUUCGUUAACGUCAAUGACCAGUCUGGGAACGGCGACAGAAUCUGUUUCAAUGUGGGCCGGGAGCUCUACUUCUAUAUCUACAAAGGCGUUAGAAAGGCUGCAGACCUGAGUAAGCCCAUAGACAAGCGGAUAUACAAGGGAACGCAACCCACCUGCCACGAUUUCAAUCACCUGACAGCCACAGCAGAGAGUGUGUGUCUGCUAGUGGGCUUCUCAGCUGGCCAGGUGCAGCUUAUUGACCCCAUCAAGAAGGAGACAAGCAAGCUGUUUAACGAGGAGAGACUCAUAGACAAGUCACGAGUGACAUGUGUGAAAUGGGUCCCUGGGUCCGAGAGCCUGUUUCUGGUGUCCCACGCCAGUGGGAACAUGUACCUGUACAACGUGGAGCACACCUGUGGAACCACGGCACCGCACUACCAGCUGCUGAAGCAGGGCGAGAACUACUCUGUGCACACCUGCAAGAGCAAGUCCACACGCAACCCCCUGCUGAAGUGGACGGUGGGCGAGGGGGCGCUCCACGAGUUCUCCUUCUCCCCCGACGGCAAGUUUCUGGCGUGCGUGAGCCAAGACGGAUUUUUGCGCGUGUUCAAUUUUGACGCGGUGGAGCUUCAUGGCACCAUGAAGAGCUACUUUGGCGGCCUGCUGUGCGUCUGCUGGAGCCCCGAUGGGAAGUACAUCGUGGCGGGCGGUGAGGACGACCUGGUGACCGUCUGGUCCUUCCUGGACUGCCGGGUCAUCGCCCGGGGCCAUGGACACAAGUCCUGGGUCAGUGUUGUGGCCUUUGAUCACUACACCACCAGCGUGGAGGAGGGCUGCGACCCCAUGGAGUUCAGUGGCAGCGACGAGGACUUCCAGGACCAGGUCCAGUUUGGACGGGACCGGGCCAACAGCACGCAGUCGCGCCUCUCAAAGAGAAACUCCACGGACAGCAGGCCUGUUAGUGUGACCUACCGGUUUGGCUCUGUGGGCCAGGACACCCAGCUCUGCCUGUGGGACCUGACAGAGGAUAUCCUGUUCCCCCACUUGCCCCUCUCCAGGACACGAACACACACAAACGUCAUGAACGCGAGCAGCCCCCCAGGGGGAGCUAUCAUCACCACCAACCCCAGCACUAACGGCAACAGCAGCGGUGCCACCACCCCCCUGCCCACCCCCCUGCCCCGCUCUAACAGCCUGCCACACUCUGCUGGCACCACCACUGCCAACAGCAGCAGCAAGGGUGGAGGGGGGGUUGUAGGGGGUGGUGGAGGAGGAGGGGGCGGGGGAGUGAUGGAUAGCGCCAAUGCCACUGGCGUCAGCAAGUUUGCCACGCUGUCGCUCCACGACCGCAAAGAGCGGCACCACGAGAAGGACCACAAACGCAACCACAGCAUGGGCCACAUCAGCAGCAAGAGCAGCGACAAGCUCAACAUGCUGACCAAAACCAACAAGACGGACCCUGCCAAGACCCUGGGCACGCUGCUGUGCCCGCGCAUGGAAGACGUUCCACUGCUAGAACCCCUCAUCUGUAAAAAGAUAGCACACGAGAGGCUGACUGUACUCAUAUUUCUAGAGGACUGUAUAGUGACUGCUUGUCAGGAGGGAUUUAUUUGCACAUGGGCGAGGCCUGGCAAAGUGGGGUUAUUGUCAUCCCAAAACCCAGCCAGCUCUCCCAGUGGAACUGUAGUAUAGCCUCUCUAUCUGCUGCUAAAGACCCUGCAACCCAGAGCCACAGGCUUCUCUGCUCGCCACCCGCAAACCACUGCAAGAUUCUGUUCUUUUUGUUUUACCCACCCCCCUCCCUCCCUCUCAUCUGUAGACUUGGGUCCAUUACAUUGAUCAAUUACUUUAAAGACGUUGAAAGUCAUUGAGGUGUGUUUGAUUUGCCUCAGUAGGAACUUCUGGGGCUGAUUUGUUUGCUUCAUUACAUUAGAUAAUUUGAAUCACCCUGAGCCCAAGUAUUUGCUACAAGUGAUUGACCCGAUUCUGGUUAUCUGCUGUUCUGUUAGACAUCUGACAUGUGGAGAGAGAGGUUGUGGUGCAAUGUGUGCCAUAUUCUUAUUUCUCCAGAAUAUAUUUUUUAUGUUUUAGUUACUGUAUUUUCCCUUUUGCUUUCAUGUCUCCCUCGACUGUUUGGUUGUUUUGUUUCUGUAAUUCGAGCUCUGUUUAUUUUGAUGCAAACCAGUCAUGUGUCUUGAAUAUAAAGGUACAGUCCACCCAAAUGUCACAACAUUGACCUCCUUUACAUUGGAAGUACGCAAUAGGCCAGGAAAUACAGGCUGAAACAUAAUCUGGGUGAACUGUCCCUUUAAGGCCAAACAUGUAAGCAUCAAUGGAUUUGCUUGCAUCUAAACAAAUCGCAGUCUUGUUUCUCCUGACUAGAAUCUCCCCAGUGAGAACUUUGCACUGAUUUUGUUACUUUGUUAAUGUUUUGUAACUGCUCUAAAGGAGAGAGAAAAGCAGAGAUGAGAGGGCUGCCUUGAUGCACUCAGCUUUGACAUCCUUGGUCUUGAAACCUGAAUCUGUAAAGCUGAAUGCUGCAAUCAUAGUCUCUUAAAAGAAAAAAUUGUUUGCACUUAAAAUUAGUUUAUUAGAAGAAGAUGGCUUUACAUUUUGGGUGUGCAAGAACUCACAGACAACUACUAGGUUGAGUGAUGGUGAUGUUAUUAAAACAUUUGUAUCUAUUGAGCAUUUAUUUUAAUAUUAUUUCAGAUUAAAAUCUGCUCUGUAUCAUAUGUAUAAUAUUGUAAUUCAGUGAUUUGAUGGGGCAAAAACAACCGAUCAUUACUCUAGUGGAUGUUUUGUCAUCAUUUAAGGAAAUAGUUAUAUUUCUAAGGCAGAAAAUAUACAUAUUAAUAAUAUUAAAAUAAUCUUGAAUACA
Molecule: messenger RNA, 3068 nt
Organism: Hypomesus transpacificus
Lineage: Eukaryota; Metazoa; Chordata; Actinopteri; Osmeriformes; Osmeridae
Gene: wdr20a
Product: WD repeat domain 20a
Exons: 4
Coding region: 41-1879 (612 amino acids)
Molecular function (GO): protein binding
Source: RefSeq, a predicted model, not a curated record